Molecule: messenger RNA, 5420 nt
Organism: Gadus morhua (Atlantic cod)
Lineage: Eukaryota; Metazoa; Chordata; Actinopteri; Gadiformes; Gadidae
Gene: map3k12
Product: mitogen-activated protein kinase kinase kinase 12
Exons: 14
Coding region: 332-3268 (978 amino acids)
Biological process (GO): JNK cascade; protein autophosphorylation
Cellular component (GO): cytoplasm
Molecular function (GO): ATP binding; MAP kinase kinase kinase activity
Source: RefSeq, a predicted model, not a curated record
UUCAGCACUCUGAAGGAGACAGCUCCCUCCCCCCACACCGCGCGUCUCCCCUUCCAUGGGUCCCCGGUUAUUGAUAACACAAUUUGCCCGCUGGGAUUCGUUCUGAUAACGUGAACGCGUGGUUUGUGAGUCGAGUGGACCAAACAAGAGACUACCUGCGCCGACAAAACAACGACUUAUUUAUAAUUUCUGCAAGUAAGGUCCUGCAAACCGGAACACACCCCUUCACUUGACAACGCGACAUCAACCAAGGCAAAAAGGUUGACUCUCCUUCUUCUUCCUCCGUCAACCUCCCAUCCACCCUAACCUAUCGGAGGUGGGGGACCCCCUGAUGAGUGGGACCUGUAUCCAUGAGACCCGCGCCCCCUCCCCUUCCCUCUCAGGCUUCAGCACCCCCAUCUCAGAGUCCCCCUACCGCCGCAUCGAUGCCGAGACCCCUGCCUGCACCCCAGAGACGGACCUGACCCCUACGCAGUGUGUCCUCCGCAAUGUGCUCUCCAUCGACACGGGUGGGCAGGUGGUGCCCGGGGGAUGCCCCCACACCUGUGGCUGCAGCCCCACCCCCAGCGAGGGGCCCUCGGGGCGCUUCGACAACAGCGUGCUCAAGCUGCACGAACACGAGGCCUGUCAGUGCGGGGGCAGCGGCGGCGGCGGGGGAGGGGCGGAGGCGGGGCUUAGCUCGGAGGCCGGGGCCGUCCGCGGUCAGUCGGAUAACAUCCGGCUCCAGCCGGGGAGCGGAGGUUUUUUGGAGGGACUGUUUGGCUGCCUGAGGCCCGUCUGGACCAUGAUCGGGAAGGCUUACUCCACAGAGCACAAGCAUCACCAGGAAGAGUCCUGGGAGGUCCCGUUCGAGGAGAUCUCGGAGCUGCAGUGGGUGGGCAGCGGCGCCCAGGGGGCCGUCUUCCUCGGGAAGUACCACGGAGACGAUGUCGCCGUGAAGAAAGUGAGGGACAUCAAAGAGACCGAGAUCAAACACCUGCGAAAGCUCAAGCACCCCAACAUCAUCACCUUCAAGGGGGUGUGCACUCAGGCCCCGUGCUACUGCAUCCUGAUGGAGUACUGCGCCCAGGGCCAGCUCUACGAGGUGCUGCGGGCCGGCCGCAAGAUCACCCCGUCCCUCCUGGUGGACUGGGCCAUGGGCAUCGCCGGGGGCAUGAACUACCUCCAUCUCCAUAAAAUCAUCCACCGAGACCUCAAGUCCCCCAACAUGCUGAUUACCCACGAUGACCUGGUGAAGAUCUCUGACUUUGGCACCUCAAGGGAGCUGAGUGAGAAGAGCACCAAGAUGUCCUUCGCUGGCACCGUAGCCUGGAUGGCCCCUGAAGUCAUUCGAAAUGAGCCAGUGUCCGAAAAGGUCGACAUCUGGUCCUUCGGGGUGGUAUUAUGGGAGAUGCUAACCGGGGAGAUUCCAUACAAGGAUGUGGACUCCUCGGCUAUCAUCUGGGGCAUUGGGAACAACAGCCUGCAGCUGCCCAUACCGGACAGCUGCCCGGACGGCUUCAAGAUCCUGCUCAGACAGUGCUGGAACAUUAAACCAAGGAAUAGGCCGUCUUUCCGGCAGAUUCUCCUUCACCUGGACAUCGCGUCCGCUGAUAUUCUCUCCACCCCGCAGGAAACCUACUUCAAGUCUCAGGCCGAGUGGCGGGAAGAGGUUAAACAGCAUUUUGAGAAGAUCAAGUCUGAGGGCACUUGUAUCCACCGCCUCGACGAGGAGCUGGUCAACCGACGCAGGGAGGAGUUAAGGCACGCGCUGGACAUUCGUGAGCACUACGAGAGGAAGCUAGAGAAAGCCAACAACCUCUACGUGGAGCUCAACGCCGUCAUGCUUCAGCUGGAGCUCAAAGAGAAAGAGCUGCAGAGGAGAGAGCAGUCUUUGGACAAGAAGUUCCCCGGUCUGUUCAAGCACAGCUCGAGACAAAGCAGCUCCACCAGCUCCAUGGACAAGCUCAUCAAGAAGAGAAACGUUCCACAGAAACUGCCCUCAGGAAAGAGACCGGAUAUCCUGAAGUCGGAGGUGAUCCUUCCCAAGCUGGACUCCUCUGUGAUGCAGGUGACCGUCCCCUCCUGCCCCAACCGGAGCUCCACCUCCCCCAGCCGCUCCCGCAGGGUGAAGACCCGCCACCGCAAGCCCGGCAAGGGCAGCAGCGGGGACCUCGCCGGCCUCAAGGCCACCCAGUCUGCUCCCCACGGGGCGGUGACGGUCCAGAACGGGGGCUCCGCUCCGGACCCCUCCGAGCACCUCCUGGACCCCAGCGCGGCCCUGCGGGGGGUCGGCCACGACCAGCAGCAGAGGCAGCUCUCCUCCUCCAGCCCCGACCUCGUCUGCUCCACGUUGGAGGCCGGCGGCCGGGGCCAGGGGGGUCCGGCGGCGGGCGGGCUGGAGAGAGGCGGGAGCGUCAGCGCCUCCGCCGUGCUGGGGGGGUCGGAGUCGGGGGCCGGCGGCCUGGAGGACCUCACGGAGACGCCCCCGCGCAGCGACACGCCCAGCGAGGACGCGGCGUCCUUCCCGUUCUCCAGCAGCCCGGACUCGCCGUGCGGCAGGGGGGUCGUGGCGGCGGCGAGGAGGGCGUCCCUGGGCAUCCCGCGCCUGCCCCACGACGGGGAGGACAAGGACGACGGGGCCGGGGCCGUCAGGAUGCCCCGGGGGGCUUCCGGGGGCGUCGGCGGUCAGCACCUCACUCCCUCGGCCAUUCUCUACAGGGCGGCUAUAUCCCGCAAACAGAGGCGUGGAGUGUCAUCAGAAGAGGAGGAGGGUGAGGUUGACAGCGAGGUUGAGUUGCCACGGAGACGACGCCCGACCAGCAUCACCAAGUGCCCGUCGGUGUCCACCUUCAGCUCGGAGAACCUGUCGGUGUCGGACGGCGAGGAGGGCCACACCACGGACCACUCCCACAGCGGCACGCCCGACGUGGUCAGCACCAACACGGACGACAAGCUGGACGACCGCAGCGACGACCUGCUGUCCCAGGAGUCGGAGAUCCCCGCCGACAACACCGACCCCACGCAGGCCUCAGACGGCCUCUCGGAACGAGAGGGGGUCCCGGGCCGGGCCAGAGCUCGGGUGGACCCCGGGCAGACUUCCAAUGAGAUGCGCGCCCUGUGUGACGACUCGGACUGUGACAGUGUGGAGCUGGAUCAGUCAGGCAGCGGAGAGCCCAGUCGCCCACCCAGUCGCCCGCCCAGCGCCGGUCCCAGGGCGUCGCCGUGCCAACCGUCAGCGCCGGCCCCGCCAGGCCCCCCCCCAGCCCCCCACACAGGCCCUUCGUAGAUUUGCAGGACACCAGGCGACAACCUAAUCUACCUUACAGCUGAACAGCCUCCACCACCACCAGUGUCCACCCGUCUGUCAGUCUGUAGCGCGUCACCGUGGUCACGAAUGGGAGGGGGGGGGGGCAGCAUUUAGUAAAUCACUUCAUUAGCGUGUGGCAUGUCGUCAUACAGCUGGUUAAGGUGUUUAGCGAGUUUGUCAUUAGGUAUAGCGAUAAAAAGAUGACAUCAUUGUAUGUGUCAUGAAUAGAUGUCAGAUCGUUUGGCAGCUUGUGACAUCAGGUAAAUUACUUUUUUGUGUGUUUAUUAAAGGUUUUUCAGAGUUUAGGCAGAUAAUGACCCAGAUACCUUCAGCAGCUGUUCCAUGUGUGCAGAAAAAAACAACUAAAAAACAGGUGCACUCACAAAUUAUAAAGUCCAUGUCUUUUCGGCACCCCAACGCCCCCUGUGGGAGAGGCUUGGUAUUCCAUACAUCUGUGUUAAAUACUAAUAAUGUAAAUAUUAAUUACAUACCACACAUGACAAAUCUAAAUUUAUUUUAAGUGUAAAAUAGAAUUUAAGACUAAAUGUUAUGCAGCCCUAUGAACAAAUGCAUGACUACAUGUUAAUAAUUUAUGAUGUGUCUGUUUUAUAUUUUGUGAGAGAGUUUACACUUUUUUAAAUACUUGAAUUACGUUAUCAUUUCGGUUAAUGAAUAUUCUUUUGGGCACUUAACAAAAUAAUGUCAAACCGAAAAUAUUAUCUAACAGGAAAUAAUGUAAUUUUUUCCUGGGUUUGAAAUACAAUUUGCUUUUUGGGAGGAUUUGUAUGAUUAUGAAGAUUAUCUAUUGUUUAAAUUUACUGAAGGGAAGUCCGGUUAUUCCAAUGUAAUGUCAAUCCCAUUGAUGCCGUUUUUUGGUCAAGAUUUUUAAAUAACGGUUGGUAGCAUUUGGUGUUUCAGCGAAGCAGGACUGAAAUUGAAUGCUUUUAAGGUGCUGCAUGUGUUUUCUCAGUACAAUGACUUUUGGCUUCUGACUGGACCUGAAAACUCUCGACAAAAUGCUACCAACCGUCAUGGUCUUGACAACCAAAGACACUCGGGCACAUAUUAAGACUUAGGAUUGUUUAAGAGUCAUAGAUGACUAAAUCAUGUAGGCCUUAGAAGCUGAAAUAUCCCUUUACACUUCCCUAUUACAGCAGAGAAGAAUUUUGAAAAACACUGCUCCCCAGUGGUACUAGUAAAAAUGUCAAAAUAAAAGCAAAUAUCCUUGGAUUAAAUUAGAUGUAUCCUUUUUAUACAACAUUGCACAUUGUACCGGUGAAAUAUUAACUAUAUCAAAAUAUGAAUAAAUAAUGUAUUGGUAAAAAUGUGUUUGUUUAUAAUGCAUUGUUCUUGAUCCAGCAUUGAGAGUGGAAUGCAUUAUACUGUAAAACAAGAUAAAAAUCCUAUUUGGUAUGCCCAAAAUACUCUAAUUGCAUUGCCCUUGCCCACUAGUGAAUUGUGGUUAUGCAAGGCAGAUAUUUUCAAUGUAAUAAAAAGAGGCAGAUGCACAAUGAUAGCAUGUCACAUUUUUAUUUCUGUUUAAGCUCUUCAAACAAUUCAAUUGCACCCAAAUCUACAUCAGUUUGAGAAAUCGCACAAAGAAAGUUUCUUCAUACUGCAAAGAAUAAAAAAACUUUAAAAUCCGACCCAGGCAUAAAGGAUAGCAAGAAACUAGUGUUACUUUUAAGAAUCUUCUCGCGUUUCUUAAUUUAAAUACCUCAGCGUGAUUCUUAUAUCAAGACCUACACGUCUCAUGUCUUUCCCCGCCCCCCCUUGCAGCAGUCCCCAGCCCUGCAGUUAAAAAAAAUAUUUUCUCUAUUUAAAAGAAACAUUUUUCAAUGUUUUUAUAAUCCUCAUUAUCUUGUUAAUUUCAGAGAAAAGAAAAAUAUUUUUGCACACCUCAGGUCUGGCCCCCUUGCAGGAGACAUACGGGGAACCUGACCCAUCAUAAUCCGAUACACAACAAUGUUUUGUUAAAAGACCUGAUUGAGAAACAAAAUGGAUGGAAAUACAGGAAUGACAAAGUUCUCAGCUUAGUUAUGCAGCUUAGUAUGCUCCAUUACACUGCCGCCUUCAAAUAAAUAAAUAAAGUAGGAUUAUAGCAACAACCUUCACACAAAUGGUUUCCAUA